Messenger RNA from Phaeodactylum tricornutum CCAP 1055/1, 2304 nucleotides. RefSeq lists its product with no specific name. NCBI's taxonomy places the organism in Eukaryota, Bacillariophyta, Bacillariophyceae, Surirellales, Neidiaceae. The transcript has 2 exons. Gene Ontology annotation, cellular component: cytoplasm. The record is from RefSeq and is a predicted model, not a curated record. Gene Ontology annotation, biological process: protein polyubiquitination. The coding region runs from base 189 to 2090 and encodes 633 amino acids. Gene Ontology annotation, molecular function: zinc ion binding; ubiquitin protein ligase activity.
CGCUGUUUACGUAUUUCUGCCUUUUGGUGGCUCACUCAACCUUUGACAUAAGCAGCGGGUACGCCACAUUUCCAUCUUUACUGUUUCUCUAAGUCGACAAGAUACGGUGACGCUGACGGUGAUUUUGCGCUGCAACGUCAUUCUCUGGUUCGUACGGUAUUACCACAUUCCCUAUUUUUGGUACCGAGAUGCCCGUCUAUCUCUGCCAGCCUGGUUUCAAGACCGAGGAUGCUUGGCGUCACGGAAUACAAGUCUUUGCAGCUCCUUUUCCUAUCAAUGAUGGAGGAACGAACUCCAGCACUGGUGGGGGUGGACGCGAUCUACUUGUUGCCAGUGUGGACGGUGCGACUACAACUACCGCAAAACAAUCGUCCAUCCAUCGGAGUCUUUCUCCAGGACAACCGAUACGGCGUGUGCGUCAUGCAGAAGUUGUUAUUGUGGACGAUAUCUGUGUUUCCUACAAUCGCUACUGGCUUCGGCUUCGUUGGCCUGGGUCAAAGGGUGGAUUUGCGGGGUACAUUGCGAUGGGUCUAGUUUCGGAUUUCGAUGUGUCGAAAGAAAAAAUCUCUCCGGGUAUCGACGAAGACACUAACUUUAUCAUGCGCAGUGCGGAAGCAUCGGAGGAUCGUACGGGUGCAGAAGAAACUGACGUUGACGAUCCCACACGAGAGGAACAACCCUCUGAACCGUUCGAGAAUGAAUGUGUCGUCAAGUGCAUUCGAACAGGCAUAGAGUACCAGACAUCGCCAGCAUUGAGGCUGAUGGCUAUCUACGACGACGGUAUCUCUCCUUCGGUUUCUCCUGCACCGUUUCCCACCGAGCCUGUCUUUUGUCGAAUCUGUCGGGAAGGACUGCACGACGACGCCGACGAAGAACAGCCAAAGUCCGCAGCAGAAGAUGCAGACGACACACGUAACUCCAGUUCCGGUACACUCGGAGACGAAGACGAUGUCGAACCAGUGGGGGUGGAUCCGACGGACGCUGUCCGAGAUGCUCCUGCCAACAAAGGGCCUGUGAUACCCCACCCACACUAUAGUGCAAACUCCCACGCUCUCGAAAACCCAUUACUUGCUCCAUGCGAGUGUUCUGGAUCAAUGGCCUUUGUACAUUAUCUUUGUGUUGAACAAUGGCGUUGCCGCUCGCGCCACCCCGAAGCAAAAAAUGGUCUAAAUUGUGAGACGUGUGGGACGUCGUACGCACUACCACCGCCAUCGGCACGUCCCGCCGCCCCGGCAAUGGAUCAAGAAGAUUGGCUUGAUGCUAUGCCCCCACAUGUAUUGCAAGCUUUACGCCAGCCGCACAUAUGCUGGCAAAUUGGAGCUGCUGUUGUUCGACGUCGAUAUCUUCGACCAAUAGCACCCGUUCUUAUGUCUCCACUUGUUGCAAUCUAUUGUCGAGCCCGUCGUUUACUGAAAAAGCGAGGUGUGGCUCGGCGUCGAUGGGCUUGCAGUCUCUGCCGUCGACGUGCACGAUGGAAGUGCGUUCGAUGCCUUCGUAGCUACUACUGCUCGCGGCAAUGCCAAAACGUGUCUUGGCACAUCGUUCACAAGCAUGUAUGCUACAAGCCUGUCCGAUUCUGGUGGUCUGUCGGCGUAUAUGGAGCGGCAAGCCUCGCUCUUUUCCCUGGAAUUCUUCGCGAUCCACUCAUGUAUGAUUUGGGUCUCGGGAUAAUACCUCUUUCAUUUGUGAUCCUUGCCAUGUUGGGCGGUGGAAUUGCAUCGUGUUCAAAGAGUUUUUUGGGUAUGGACAUGCGCGGUCGCUUUAUGGAAGCUGCUGUGGUUCUUGCUACUGCUUUCGUGAGCUUUGUGUCUUGGAAACUGAUUCAAGGAUUCUUCGGGAGCCCUGAGGUUUGUCAUGGUACUCUAGGGGCCUACAUUGUUUCCGACACAACUGUCAAUGAGACAUACUUGUUGCAGUUUCUCUACAGGGUUCUUCUUCAGCCUGCAGAAGCCUACUAUUUGUGGUGCGAUCGUAAAGCGCUCAACUCGGGCCUUUGGUUAAAAGCAGCACUUUCAAGAACUGACAAGCAUAACCAUGAAUGGUUGCUUCGAGCACUUGCCCAGCGCAAACGCAGAUUUUUUCUUCCAUGAAGAAGGGGGUGGUAAGUGUGCCGCCGAUUUGUUGCUGGUCAGCUGGCUAUACAUAGCCUCCGGGUGCGCUUUCGUUGGAAACCAUUUCUUGAAGCGACAUGAACGCGAACGAAGGGGUCAGAUUCGCCGCGCAGGUCGAAACGAGUUCCGGCCGCACCAAGAUUGAAGCUUUUUCGCUAGCGGAAGAUCCCAGAAAAUAAAACAUGUUUUUUUU